Molecule: messenger RNA, 3463 nt
Organism: Paramuricea clavata
Lineage: Eukaryota; Metazoa; Cnidaria; Anthozoa; Malacalcyonacea; Plexauridae
Source: the annotation of a GenBank genome assembly
AUGAUGUUUGCCGGAAAGUCGUUAUUUAGAGAUAUCAGGUAAGAAGGAUGAAAAACAAACAAACAGAAAAAUAACUUUACUUCCAUGUUAGCUUUCAUUCACUCUGCCAUGUACUACUGCUAUGUAGGCUAUAACUGCUUCGUCACAAUUGUAUAUAUAAAAAACAUAAAAAAAACGCUCGUAACUACAAGAGCUUAAUAAACCUAAAUUGUAGCGUUGGUGUUUUGCAAUUUUCAGCGCAUGCUUAAAGGAAUCGACGUUUAGAUCUUUCAAAAUUUGAAGAUUUUUUACAUUUGAACAUGUAUAACCGUUUAUAUGCAAACAAUUUCGAGUUGUAGCCUAUUACGUCCGCUCAUUUAUUAUUGAUGGGAUGUGAAUAAGUAGCCAUAUGUUCAAUAAACGGUAUUUUACUAUAUCCACAGCUGAGUAAGCAUUUGUAAAAUAAUCCAAACACAUAAAUUCAAACUUCCUGCCUGAGAGUAUCUGAUUAACUUACUAAAUGUGGAAAAUAAAGAUUUCCUACUUAAAUAAAAAAAUGGUUAUUACAUGAAAGAAAACAUUGCAUACUGCUGAAUUUAAGUGUCUUUUUUUGAAUUGGAGAGGACUUUCUGCGGCAUGGUUAUGAUCACUAAUUAACGAAAUAAUAUUUGAAUGCAAUUUGGAAGAUUUAGCUUAUUUAAUAUAAAAUUAAAUAAAGCCAAGCAGAAAAUAAAUAAUAUUAAGAAUUUUCUACGGAAACGUGCACGCAUACAGGCAAUUGGGAGAAGCACUUUUAUUAAAGUAUUUGAAAGCAAGUAUGCAUGCCGUCUUUUGAAUAAACAACAUGAAAGCAAUUAUUGAAUACACUUUUUACAUGAUAUAAGCAACAUUCGUAGGUCUUAACUAGUUUAUGGCGUAUACCUCAGCUAUUAAUACUAACUGGAGAAAACAGAAACGUUGGUCUUACUAUUCUUCAUAUGACGCUAAACAACUUUCAAUUAUAUGUUAAAAAUAUUUACACAAACUUAGACAGAAUUUAUACUGAAAGACGAAAAUUAGUCUCCAAAAGACGCUUACUAUAGAGAUUGUUAUGAUGAUUCUGUUUGUUAACACAUUAAGAUCAUUCCAUUUUUUCAUUUUAUCGGAGUCAUAUAUACAUAGAUAUCUCGGCAUCGGAAUGCUAAUUUCAACAUAUUAAUUAAGGCCCUUGUUCAGAGAGGAAUGCUUUUUUAACUGAAAUGACUGUCGUCGCUCCACUCAACAAGCUCCACUGAUGAAAGAACGUUGGCUAAAAAGUUUUACUUUCAUGGCGAGCAAAGCUCGUUUCUAAUCCCACAUUUCGAAUUGCACACAUGCUGAAACAUUAAAAGACUAAAUUAUUAGAUUCUAAUAUUACCUUUUGCAAUGUUUGCCUUCUAUUUCUUUGGAUAAAUAAUUGUCGGCGAUGUUUGUUAGACAUGCAGCGGCGGUAGAUUCAAGCAAUAUGAAACUUCGAGAAAUUACAUUGUGCCAAACGUAUGCAUGUCAUUUUCUUGAGAGAACUCAAGUGUUAACAGCGCGUUAUAGGGGAGUUUUACUAAAAUAAUACUUCGCCUGCGUCAUUUCCGCUAUGGUUUUUUGCAAAUUUCAUGCAUCCUGUAGCGCAUAAUAAUGGGAAAAACAAACGUCAUAAUUGACAUGACUUUUUUUUAUAGCUAAUAAAUUUUCUACCCACACAUAAUUAAUUAAUAAAGUAAAACCUAUAAUGUUUUUGUCUUGCAAUUUAUUCAACUGGAACCGCCAGUUUAAAAAUAACAGAAUGCUCACUACAUUCCAGUUGGAAACAGACUAUUUAUUAAGUCUAUACAUGCUUUAUUUCAACAGAUACGUCUACAGUGUAAGAGGUGGCACAACGUACGUCAGAAUUCCAUCUGUAGGAAACUUAAGUGAGUUCUUUGUUAUAGAGCCAUAUAUAAUUUCAAUAAAAUUUCAAGAAAUAUUUUAGCUGCUAAUAACCUACAUUAUUACACAUUGCAGUCACCUGCUAUCUUCUGAUUUGGCAAUAACUCAUGAUGGCUAAUAUAAAUUGAUUCAUACAUUCAUAAAUCGUAUUAUUCGUCUCACUCUCCAAUCGAGCUAAUAUAUUACGAUUAGUUCUAUAGCGCAAAUUUACAUUUGGAUAUAAUCAAAUGCACUUUACAUCAAGUAUUAUACGUUUACCUAAAAUGACAUAUCUAGAACAGGUGGGAAAUUUGUCUGAGCAUGCGUUGCAAAAUGAGUUACGCAAUUGAGUGGAAUACACGCAACGCAUGUUUACAAAAAGGCUCAAUCGUGUAAAUAUUGCUAAAUGUUUGUACAAAAUACAUGACUGUUUUGUGUUGAAAAUGGACAUAAUUUAAUAAUAUAUAUAUUAAUCAUACAGAAUUUUUUAGUGACGUUCUAUUUCAGUACCCUGCCAUUGUCUCUGGUGGGCUGUCCGUGAGCAUUCGAUCUGAAACAGUUGCUACUUUGCUCUCGAAAAACUUCGAAUGUUUAUACAUGAAAAUAGAAGCAAGUCAUGCAUUUUACAACCUCGUAAACUGCAUGAGCCCCUAUUUUUACGCUUAUACCUAAGAUGUCAAAUAAAAAUACAUGAAACAGAGAACAUUUUUAGAAAGUUUUCUCGUGAGGCCCCUUCCAGUUUUUAAAAUAUCUUUAUUUCUGUUUCGGUCAUCACCAAAAUUACACUAAAGCCGGGCUUGAAUAUACAACAAAUUUUGAAUCUCAUCAAGUACAAAAAUAUUUAACGUGUAACCAAAAUAUGCUCAUGAAAUCGAAAUUAAUACCUAAAUUUUAAAAACCGGUUUUCAUGAAGGAAGUUCACAUGUCGGCCUUUGAUUCUUGGCAAAAAUUUGACCACAACCCGUGCGUGGUCUCAAAGACUCAGCUAAAACAUUGUGAGCCCCUAUUUUCCUGACGAUAUGUUUGAUACCUACAAACGCCAAAACGUAUUCUUUUCAUUUAGCUAUAUUUGACAUUGAGACCACGGGCUAUAUUUGAGAAAUACAGUUCAAAGUCAAGCUAUUCUUACAUAUUUUCAAAAUUUGUCUUUUUUAACUUGGACAGCAGAAGUUAAAUUAAGAAACAUAGAAUGAAAAAUUUGAGGCAUAUAAAGUUAUUACACCAAGAAGAGAAUGUGCGUUCAACCACCACCAAGACACCACAGUCCGGUGUAGCGUUUGGAGUUGUUGAAGUUGUUGGUGCUAGCGGCAUUCAAGUGAAAGGAAACUUUUUGUUUGAUGAUGGUUCUGACACUACGCUGGUAACGGAAUCUUUUGUGCGAAAGCUGGGAGUGCGGGGAAAGAAGACCACGCUCAACAUUUCGGGUGUUGGAGGAAAAGAAAGCAAAAGAACGUCUUCUCAAGUGAACCUCCACGUUAAAACAUCACAAGGCAAUGCUGAAUGUGUUAAUCUCACAGCCCGGAGCCUUCCAAAGAUCUGUCAGCCAGUUGGAACUGUUCAAUGA